Polypterus senegalus (gray bichir) is the source of this 7983-nucleotide messenger RNA. RefSeq lists its product as uncharacterized. The record is from RefSeq and is a predicted model, not a curated record. Gene Ontology annotation, molecular function: protein binding. Lineage: Eukaryota; Metazoa; Chordata; Cladistia; Polypteriformes; Polypteridae. The transcript has 32 exons. Bases 286 to 6390 code for a protein of 2034 amino acids.
GAACUUAAUGCUUUUUGAGCUUUUAGUUUAUCUAUUUUAUACAACAGACUUAAAGCAACAAACACCAAAAGCCUGGAAAAUUAGAAAGAUACAUUUUUAAUUGUUCUGUACCGGGCUAGAUUUUAGUUUUUCUGCUUUACUAUAUAACACAGAAGUUUAAGAUAUCUUACUUUUUUCUGCUGGUCUGGUUUGGAGGCAUGCCUGCAAGAUGGAUUAUUGCCACUUUAUUAUCUGAUGCCUUUUCACAUGUCAAGAUGAUAUAUAAAACUAGCCAUUCCAAUACUAAUGGAGAAUAUUAGGAGAAGUCAAACUGCAGAUGCUGUGAGUUGCAGGAGGAAAUGUAUUCAACCACAUGAGCACAGCGUUGGAGUCAUAGCAUGGUGUUCCUCUGCAAAAAUUAUAAAGGAAUAUAAUGAAGUAGUGGUGUUCCCUCCCAUUCCUAAAGCUUCAUCAGUGAGCUCCAACAAUCAGGACAGAAUAUGUUACAGUAGUUGCUCAUCAUCCCAAAAGCUUCAAGACCUUUUCUUUUCACCACAAAUUUCUGCACCUCAGAAGACGGCAUAUAAGUUAGUAGACACAAAAGGGACCACUGGUAAGAAUGCAGAGUGGCAUUGGCACUUACCAUAUAAAAAGAUUAGCCGUAAAGCAGAGUCUCGUAUAAAAGAACAUCUAAAGAAUAAUCUAUACAACAGGCAUGGCAAGAGGCCUGAACUCUCUAAAGCAGAAGACAAUGAAGUGUCAGAAAAUGGAGAUGAACUACAGAGCCUUAAUAAAGACCAGACUUUCUCACUACAGAGUCAGGAUUUAGCAGUUUACUUGAAAAGAGGGAGCCACGUCAGUUUUCAAGAUGCCCCCCAUUCAGUGCAAUGGAGUGUCUCAUCACUUAUUCCUGAAAGCCAGCAAGAAGAAGAACAAGAGCAUGAUAAAACAGACCUUCUUCUUAUUUCUAGAUUUGAGAUGACUGGGGGGGUGCAAGAAGCAGAUCAUAAUUCAUCAUCUGUGGAGAGCUAUACAGCUGUGAAAGGGCCAGAUGACACAGGAAAGUUAAAGAAAUCAGAGUCUGCAGACAGAUGUGACUUGAGGAGCAGUGCAGCAUCCAUGGAGAUGGAGAAAAUUCAUGAAAUACUCACAAAAAACAUUAAAGUCAGUCAUGCCGUCAAGAAGAAACGUUUAAUGAUUUACCUAAGCGGGGGUUACAAAGACACCAUCCCAGAACGAACUGCCAUUAUGCAAAAUGUAUAUCCCAAUUUAUUAAUGCACUGCAAACAGCAAGGCUAUGACAUCAGGCUUGUGGACCUCAGGUGGGGGCUGCAGGAUGGAGUUUGUGAUGACAACACAACAGCACAAUUACAUUUGGACAUUAUGAGAGAAUGCCAGGAAACUGGAGAAGUACUCUUCUUUCUUUUCACAGGUCAGAAGCAUGAUGCUCGCUCAGUUCCCACAUGCAUAUCACAUACUGACUUUGAUGCUAUAGUCAGUGUAAUUGAGUCUAAAAAACUGGAAGCAAUGAAAAUGAGGAAACAUCAGGUCAAAGAUAAUGAAAUGGAAGAUUUAAAGUCACAAGCAGAAGCUUCCUUCAACAGCAUGGAAUCUCUGAGCAAAAGCUCCAAUGAUGCAGACCAAACUGAAGGCUCUUUUGCUCUUUCCUCUGAGAGUCGAGUGGAUCCAUUACCAACGAUCAACGGGGAGGCAGAGAAAAAUACAGACAAAGGUUCAAAGUCUAAAAAAGAGUAUGAGAAAGAAUUAAAUCUUUUGUGCAUGUGGUAUAAACUGGAUGAGAACUACAUCCCAGCUUCUUAUUGCCUACAACCUGUCAGCUCUUUCUAUAAGGAUUACAACAGCAAAGAUUCUACUCGGAGGCAACAAGCAAAGCACAAGUGGUUGAGUACGUCUGAGAAACUCUACAAUAUUCUUCAUCAGUAUGCUCCAGCAGCACUUGGAGAAAAGGCAGCAGAUUGCCUGCUGAGAACAGUGAUGGAGGCUGAAUGUGAUCAAGCCCAGCAGGUAAGCAUCCCCACUGAAGCUUGCUGUUACUUGUUUAAGAGGGUGAUCACAGACAUCAAGUUCAACUUGGAUAAUGAAAAAGCAUCAGACUACAUUGAUACAAACAGGCGGCUACCCGAAAUAAAUCAGGAGAUGCAUUCUGCUCAUCAGAGAUUCCUAGACAGUAUCUAUUCUAAGCUGCACCGUACCAAUAUCUAUGAAUACAGCGUUGGAUGGGGACAUAAUGGGAUUGAUCCCCAGCUUAACAGGUCACAUUUUUAUUACAUUGAAAGGAUCUCUAAUGAUUUCCAGAAGAUUGUGCUCAACCGCCUAAAAAGGGCAACACAAGUAAUGCCACUUAGAGCUCAGCCUGCAUGGAGCAGAAAAGACGUGUUCAGGAAUCAGAUCAAGGAUGAGAUUUAUGAGCAUGUUCACCACUGUCAAGCCCUUUUGAGCAGCUGCACUGGAAGAGAAUCAGUUCUUAAUGACCUUAAGAAAAUAAUGAACCAUUCAGAACAGAAAAUCAUUGUUCUCCAUGGAAUGACAGGAUGUGGAAAAAGUACAUUAAUAGCAAAAGCUGCAUGUGAAGCUUCCAAGUGGAUACCAGGAAAUGUCAACAUCCUGGUUCGUUUCAUUGGAGUCACAGGAGAAAGCCGGAAUGUGCGUUUGCUCCUUCAAAGCAUGUGUUUCCAGCUCUCUGAAAUGUAUCAGAUCAAGGUGGCUUUCUCAGAGGAUUUGUAUGCACUUAUGAAUGAGUUUGCUUCUCUCCUUGAGUUUGUGAAUGAGAAGAAUCCUUUAUUGAUAGCGCUUGAUGGUGUAGAUGAGCUCUCGGAAGAACAUGAUGCAAACAUCUCUUGGCUUCCACCUCUCUUACAUCAGCAUGUGCACUUAAUAGUGUCUUCAUCAUCAGGGUCAACUUGCGUAAGCAUACUUGAGAAACUGACUGUUCAAUCAAACAUCAUUUCCAUCCCUCCGCUGAAUCCUGCUGAGGUGGAAAAGAUACUUACAUGCUGGUUAGAAAGAGAUCAUCGUAGGCUACAAAGUGCACAAUGGAAGCUCAUCAGAGAAGCUUGUAUGACUUGCCCAAUACCUCUAUAUCUGCAGUGUGCUUAUAUGGAAUGCAAACAGUGGCCUUCAUUUGUUUCUCCAACUGAAAUAUAUCUUCCUACAGAUCUCAGCAAAUUGUAUACUUCUAUAAUAAGCAGGUUGGAAAAACAGCAUGGCGCUCAGUUUGUAAAGAAAGUCCUCUCUUUAAUAAGUAUUUCAAAAAAUGGAAUCACUCUGGAGGAACUGAUUGACUUGCUGUCUGUAGAUCAGAAGAUCAUGUCAGAGGUAGAGCAGUUUCAUCAGCUACCUGCUCCCAAGUUUCCCUUUGUUCUGUGGGCCAAGUUUCAGAAGGACCUGGGAAAAAUCUUAGUGGAACAGAAGACUGAUGCCACUUAUGUGUAUAACUGGGCAAAUGUCUCCUUUAAGCAAGCUUGUGAGGAGAGAUACCUGAAAACCAAAGAUGCUCAAAUUGUUCUACACACCCAGAUAGCCGAAUAUUUCUUGGAAAAGAGAAAGCCGGCAGUUAUAGGAAAUACAAACCUAUACAGUUUACAGCCACUAGCCUGGAUCCAGAAAACAGAAACUGAGAAAAAUUACUUUUUCAAUAUGCGUAAACUUUGUGGUCUUUCAUACCACCUGAUUAAGUCAAAUCAAAUUACUACUCUGGUCACAGAGUGUUUGUUUAACUACGAAUUCCUGCUGCAUAAAAUCUGGGGUGUGUCUGUUGCUCAUGUUGAAGAAGACUUAAAAUCUGCCAUGUCACCAGAGAGGGAGAUUAUUGAUCUGAAUGUAUUAAGUGAGACUCUGCAGUUAUCAAAGAAAGUUUUACUUCAGGACCCAUGCCAGUUAGCAUCUCAGCUUCUCGGUCGCCUGUAUCAAAUUAUCUCUGCAGAUAGGCCAGUGGCACCAGGUGAUCCAAGAAAAUUCUCCCAUCUGCACACAUUGCUGUCACAGUGCUGUUGUUCAUCGAUUCCAGUCUUUGUGCCUUCUUUUACCUGCCUUCAUCCACCUGGAGGGCUGCUGUAUGAUUUGUUGGCAGGUCAUACCGACAAAAUCACUGCAGUAGCAGCAGCAAAGAAGGACCUUAUUAUAGUGACAGCUUCCAGAGACAGGACCCUGAAGCUGUGGGAUCUCAGUUCUGGCAAAUCAAUAAAAACUCUUCAUGGAGUAGGUCGGGACAUUAGCUCCAUUGCCCUGUGCAUGGACAACACUUUAGUAGCACUUACUGAGGGCCACAGCCUGCAAAUAUGGGAAGUCUCUUCAGGAAGAAUGGUCUAUUGUGAGAAUGAUUCUCUUGAUAUUCCUGUUAUAACAUGCACUAUGGAUGGACAGAUUCUUGUGGCCUUUUAUGAUGGAAGUCAUUUUGCAAAAGUGUUUGAUUUAGCUGUCUCUUGCAGACCAGUCCAUCAGGUGGACAUUACUCCAGAGGAUAGCCCUAUUCACAAAGACCACUCUAUUCUUGUGUCUCAGAAUUCUGUGAAAGAUUUUGUUCUUUUCGCCUACAGGAGUGGAAAAGAAGCCAUGGUGUUAAGUGCCAAGAAGGGUGAUAUUAUUACAAAACUGACAGCUCAUGAGCCAGUGGCCUCUAUAAAAGGAGUGGACAUGACAAGAGAUUACUUUCUUCUAAUUUGCAGAUACCCUUAUAUGAGGCUUCAUGAGAUUAUUCAUAUUGAAAUCUUCAGCACAGCAAGUUUUGAGUAUCUCCGCUCCGUGAAAGGCUGCUGCAAUGACCCUUUUUCUUUGCUCUCUGUGAACCGUGUGGGAUCUCAUGUUAUUACCUUCUGCUCCUCUCCUGACACUAAUACCUCUGAAGUCAUUACAUGGAAUUUGGAGACUGAGGACCACAAGCACAUAGUGAAAACUUCAUGUGUAGUAACUGGAGGAACCUGCUUUGAUCUGCGGUAUUGCUUAGCAGCAUGUGAAAAUGAAAACUCCCUCCGAAUAUGGAAUUUAGCAUCCAAGAUUAAUGACCAGUCUCUAACUUAUAAUGUUCACAAUUCAAAGAAGCAUGAUGGAACAGAAGAAAUAAUUUCCAUGGUGAACUAUCCCAGGUAUGUUGUAUGCAAAAGCCUUACUCCUGGAACAGUACGAGUUUGGAACAUUGUGAAAACCAAAUACAAAGGCAAUGCAGUGAGGGUAGAGCGUGGUCUGUAUGAAAGUACUGACAUUGUGCUGGUGAGAGAUAUGAAACUGUACAUCCUGACAGACAGAGGCAUGGCCGCUUUUACAGAGACUCCACGACCCAUUUUUCAGACAAUGUUGGUCUAUGAUCUUCUAAAGAAGAAGUACGUUAAGAAGAAGACUGGUCUGUACAUCAUUCCAUGUCAAAAGCAUGAAUACAGGAUUUUGCCUGGUGAUCUACUACUGGGACUUGCAGAGAACAGAGAUCAUUUAGUUAUCUGGAACUUGGAGACAGGAUUUAUUAAGAGUCGGAUAAGGCCAGACUACAAGGAUCAUCUUUUGCUACCUCAUGGCCUGAAUGCAUCACUGGGACCAAAGAACACACAUUAUAAGGAGCUAAUUUCCAAAUUUGCAAGGAUGAAACAGGGCAGAUACCACAUGACUCCCUGGGAACGGCGUAAUGAAACCAAGACGGCAAAGACAAGGCGUGCAGAACGAGAGCUGCAGGAUGAAAUGGAGCAGGUCCAGCAAAUUGACAGAGAGAAACACAAUCCCAUUGAGCAGUUUCUGAUUAGUGGAGAUGAGCAGGUGAUAGUGUGCUCUUACUAUGCACACCACUUGAAUGUAUUUGAUCUGGUUUCAGAGUCACACUGCCAUGUUCUUGAGGACCAGACAUCCAUGCUUUUUCUCCACAAUGCUGCACUCACCCACAGUGGCAGCCAUCUGGCGAUUUCAAACUAUAAUGACCUUGACAAAACCAGCUAUGUCACUCUGUGGGACUUAAAGACUGGGAAGGUUAGAAAACGACUGAAGAAUGAACCCAAUGUUUGCUGCAUGGCAGUCACUGAUGAUGCCCACCGCAUUGUCUUUGGUGUCAUGGAAGUCAAUAAGCUUAAAGUCUGGGAUCCAUUUAAGAAACAACACAAAACAAUCCCUGGAUAUGAAAACCUCAGACUUGGAGUCAAAAGCCAACUGCACUUGACAGAUGAAGGCGCAAAAGUCAUUCUGCUUGCAGGUGACGUCAGCCUUUGGGACUUGAAUGGUGGCUUUCUUAUAUCUGUGUUCACGCCGGACAGCAAAAUCCAGUGUUUGUCACUGACGUGUGACAGAAAGACAAUGCUGAUUGGAAUGAGUGACAAGUCAGCACUCAUAAGCUUAAAGCUGAUGUCAAAAGAAAUCAUGAAAACCAGCACAAGUGGACUGGAUUUAUUUGGGGAACAGCCAAGCAGCAGCGAAUGAUGAUGAUGAUGAAGAAGAAGAAGAAAAAGAUGAUACAGCUGUGAGCAACUAAGGAACUUCCCUGGGACUCUUUCCAAAAUCGAACUCAUCAGGAACAACUGUACAACUGCACAGAAUGUUCUUCCAGUCCUGCCUGUCAUACCUCAUGAAGUGAUGCAUUAAGCAGUCUUUGGAACGAGGGGCGUCUCAGCUGGGACAACUUGAUGUUAUGCAAGUGACAUGCUUAAUGACAACAUGGCUCAUAAAGGUAAUAGACUGGAAUUCAAUAAAGUGUUUCUGAGAGAAAUCUUAAAUCUUACUCUGACACAACAGGGUUAAAGAGCCGAGUCUCCUUACUGUCCAAAAGAAGAACAAUGGAGUUAAGGUGUACAAGCUAUACCGAGUCAGGCACUUCUUUACUCAUGCUUUCUUAAGGCAGAUUAUUUACGUGUACUUCAAAUAAAUGUAAAAAAGAAAUUAAAAUGUAAACAAACAGUCAGGCUUUCAUAAUUUUAGUAAGCAACCAUACCUACUCAAGCAUAUUUACAAAGCUAGUCUAACAAAAUUAAGCACAAAUAUUUUUCAAAUUAAAAGAACGAGUGUGUGGUUUACUAAAAUAUAGUACACUUUUACAUAAUAUUGAAAUGGGAAUCUAAGGAGAUGUACAUAAACUGCUUGUAUAUGAGUUUAAAGCAUUGGUCAUCCCGUCAGGGGGGAUCUCCUAUUCCCAACAGGACGCUUUACUGGCAUGCAGGCUUGACUUCUUAAAUCAAGCAGGACUGAACAACAGUGAUGGCCUGGGGAACACUGAAACCAUUGCCAAGACAAUAUAUCUGUCUAGGCACCAGCCAGAUUGGGUCAAUGGUCAGACAAGCUAUUUUUUUAAAUCUUGCAGUUCUUUUCUUAUUAUUAUUUUGACUGAAACUGUUACUUAAUAAAUAGGAUUUAAGUCCUCUCUUAUUGUAUCUUCCCUCUCCUUGUGGUUGAGUGGUCUGUACUUUCCUGAGCCAUUUGUUUCAUGCAUGACUUUGUAAUGAAAUAAUAAAAAAAGUUGCUUUCAUUACUCAGCAAUGCACCUUAAAUCUAACUGGCAUUAAAAAACAUCACGAUGUACAAGAAACACUUAUGCAGACAAUUUAGCACCUUUCUUCCAUUCCAUAACUGUCAUUAUUCAUGAGUCCGUGAUGGCCCAUCUAAAAAUGUUAUGUUAUGCAUGGUAUGUGGAAGCUUCCUGAACAAAACCAAUAAAACAGACUCUUGACUGCAAAGACAUAUCUGUGAUCCAUGUAACCUGCACAGCCUUCAAAACAAGCAGUCAGUACAUUAGGAACUGCACCAUUAGUCAGCUAAACUAACUGCAUGAAUCCAAGGAAAUUUUGAAAAUAGAGAAAUGAAUCUCAAAGGCAUUUACAUUUUCCAAUCUAAUAAAGUGCAUUAAAAUAAAACAAUGCUUUGGUGCCCAUGCUAACGCAGCUUUUGUAUUAGCAAGGAGUGUUCUGCUAUGAAGUAUUCCUGUCCUCAGGGCAAAGGGCUAUAAUGGCAUCAGUGGUCUCUGUGUGUGUGUGUACUCUAAUACUGUUUGAUGUAAAUAAAGCUAUUUUUCUUAAUAUUUUU